Molecule: messenger RNA, 2709 nt
Organism: Sabethes cyaneus
Lineage: Eukaryota; Metazoa; Arthropoda; Insecta; Diptera; Culicidae
Gene: OtopLc
Product: proton channel OtopLc
Exons: 9
Coding region: 1-2709 (902 amino acids)
Biological process (GO): proton transmembrane transport
Cellular component (GO): membrane
Molecular function (GO): proton channel activity
Source: RefSeq, a predicted model, not a curated record
AUGGAUAGCUCGCCGGAUUUGUCGCUGAAACUGCGUCGCGGAUCGAGCGAUUCGCGAGAUUCGUUCUACAUGGAUUUCGCCCAGGGUAUCGACUCGGACAUCGAGGACGUGAUGACCGGUGCAUCGGCUCCGUCGCUGCCGCCCGGUGACUCGCAGCAGACGGUGACCACCCCGUCCGGUACGCUGGCACCGAUCACCGUCAGCAGUACGGCCAGCAUUCCGGACGUCACCGUCCUGUCGGCCUGCGGUACCAGUCACUCCGGCGGUACGGGAAUCAUUCCGGAGGAUCCGGAAGAUCUGGACGAUGACAUGGAGGAGCUGGAACCGGUUCCGCCGCCGAUGCCCGAUCUGGCCGACCAUUCGUCGGUGGUGGCCGGACUAGCGCUGCCUCUGCCGCCACUGCCAAGCUUGGACAUUGACGACAGGGACAUGGAACUUCCGGUGCAACCGCUGAUGCCGUCACCGUCGGUGCCGCAGAACGCGAUAGUUUCGCCGGAAACCUUCAGCAAUCAGUCAUCGCCAGCGCAAUCCUCGCAGCAUCUAGCAACGGCGGCGUCGGCAGCGCCGAUUGCCGCCAGUUCAUCAACUCCGGACGAGGCCCAGCAGCAACAGCAAGAGCAGCUGGAAGCUGCCGAAUUCCAGUCGCAGCUGCCGCUGGACUUCCACCCGCCGACCGACGAAUCCCGCGUCGGUUCCUCGAUAGACACCGCCAGCAAAACGCAACAUGAAACCUCGUCCACGUCGUCGGCCUUUCAGCGCAUCCAGACGCCGACGUUCAGCGUCAAAGCCAAUCCGGUCGUCAUCCUGCCCGGGACGUCCCCUCAGCAGCAGCAGCAAAGUCCUUCGGCGAUGACGGCGACCACCACCACCACCCAGCACCUGGCCGUGCUGUACCAUUCGCACCAUCACCACCUGCACCCGAUCCUGAGCAGCAACCGGCGGCCGUCGCGACUGCCGGAACCGGUCUAUUACCAGCAGCCACGGGAGGUUAAACCGGGUGAAGCGCUGGCAACGACGCUGUCCGCACUCUACGGGAAGCUGCUGGUGGUGAUGGGAAUUGCCUUCCCGAUGGCCGAAGUUAUCUCCACUUACAUUCCGCCUUCGUUCUAUGAGGGCUUCUAUCUAUACCUCUACAUAGGUAGCAUGAUAUUCCUAUUCUUCAUGUACACGACCUUAAUGUGGGGUAGACCGAAAACUCCAGUAGUUUCACCGGUGAAAACUAAACCGGGAAAGAAGAUCGCCCGCCGAAGUAGUACCUCCACUGACAGUGGAGAACGCUCGGACAGCGAGGCGGAAACGGCCACCAGCUCCGAGCCGAAGGUGAUGAUCCCGAUGCGACGGAUGUCGCUGGCAUCGGCGAUUUCGGCUUCCCGCAUUCAGCACUUUGGCAGUUUCUAUCUACGGAUGGGGGCCGUUGCAUUCGGCAUCGGAAGCAUGAUCUACUCGGGACUGGAAUUCGGUCAGUACUUCGAACUGGAACGGGACACCAAGUGCCAUAAUGUUCUGUUGGCACUAACUCCGGCCACCCGGAUGGCAUUCAUCUUCAUACAGAUGUAUUUCAUUUUUCUGAACAACGAGCAAAUCAAGGUUUAUCGACACAAGAUUUUAGCCCGUUUCGGGCUGAUGCAUAUGAUCGGCACCAACCUGUCGGUUUGGUUCUCGGUACUGAUUCAGGAAACGAAGCACGAGAUUCUGACCUUCUACAAUCCGGAGAAUCGAACCCUGCGGAUAUCGCAUCGACUAGGCAAUAAGCUGAUACCGCAUCCGGUGGAGACGGUCGCACAUUUUCGAGUCGCCCGCGGUUUGAAGGGGCCGCACAACAUCUUCGAGUGUCGACGGUCCAAUAUUAUCGGAACGUUGGUUCAGGAUGCUUCCCCGUUUCUGUUUCCGUGCACGAUAGAGUACUCGCUGAUUUGUGCUGCCAUCCUGUACGUAAUGUGGCGUAGCAUCAGUCGACCGCAGGUCGAUCCGAUUCAACGCCAGGAAAGUCUUCAACCGAUGAAACGAUCACCGCAUCACUACUCGGUCGAUUGUGCGGGAGCUCACAAGGGGCUGUUCAUCGGCAUCCUGAUUCUGGUGCUGACAAUCAUUUCGUUGAUACUGUUUUUCGUGCUGAUCUCAAGGCCGGAGUUCGUAAGUCUAGCCGUAACCGAGGUGAACAUCUGCGAGUUGACACUGUACGGGACGACAACGGCCGCGACUUUGAUCGGGAUGAUCCAGGUGCGGCACAUGCAGUACGAUGCAUUCCGGAGCUUCAGUCUGGACGACAUCCUGCUGGUCGGAGGCCAGACUGGUUCGUUUUUGUACAGCACCUUCACCGUAAUCGGGGGGCAGUUCAUGAUGCGACGGGACACGGUUCUGGUGCUGAUUACUGCCCUCGCUUCACUAGUCGAAACCGCCUGCCAGACGAUGUUCAUUCUCGACGCAAGUCGACGGUCGGCAGCCACGCAGGAACACAUUCGAAAAAAGCCCGGUCGGGAAAUCGUUACUUUCCUGCUGGUCAGCAACCUCGCCAUGUGGGCUAUCAAUACAUUGGAGAAGUCCCGGGCAGAAUCGCAUCCGAUACAGUUGCAUUUCUACGGCCUCUGGGCGUGGACCAUCAUUACACACGUCUCCAUGCCGUUGGCCAUAUUCUACCGGUUCCACAGUACCGUAUGUUUGUGCGAAAUUUGGAAACGAGCGUACAAAAUGAAGCCGGCUUACAUGUAA